Solanum lycopersicum (tomato) is the source of this 963-nucleotide messenger RNA. RefSeq names its product ATP-dependent Clp protease adapter protein CLPS1, chloroplastic. Gene Ontology annotation, biological process: protein catabolic process; proteolysis. The record is from RefSeq and is a predicted model, not a curated record. NCBI's taxonomy places the organism in Eukaryota, Viridiplantae, Streptophyta, Magnoliopsida, Solanales, Solanaceae.
CCACUCAUUUAAUUUUCUCCUAUUUAGCAGUUUUAGCACUGCAUAUAAAUUUUCAGGUGAAAAAUAAAAGAGAACAAAUUUGUGAUAGACUAUAAAAUCAGAGAUCAGUGGUAGUAGUAGUUUUGUGCGUGUGUGGAGGUGAGAGAGAUAUAGAGAGAGAGAGGAGUUAUGGUCAUGGAGACUGCCAUUUGUGGCCGAGUUGCUCUUUCUCCCCAUCAAAUCUUCCAACCUAAACCUGGAGACAAGAAACCUCGCCAAAAACAAUGGACAAAUCGGAAUGCUUUAAUGGCAAUGUCUAUAGCAGGAGCUGGCAAAGGUGGUGGGUUGUUGGAGAAGCCUGUCAUAGAGAAAACAACUCCUGGGCGUGAAUCUGAGUUUGACUUGAGAAAAUCAAGGAAAAUGUCCCCACCCUAUCGCGUGAUGCUGCACAAUGACAAUUUCAACAAGAGGGAAUAUGUUGUUCAAGUACUCAUGAAGGUUAUACCAGGGAUGACGGUCGACAAUGCUGUUAAUAUCAUGCAAGAGGCACAUCACAAUGGUCUGGCAGUGGUGAUAAUCUGUGCUCAAGCUGAUGCAGAAGAACAUUGCACACAGCUAAGAGGCAAUGGUUUGCUGAGCUCCAUCGAGCCUGCCAGUGGAGGUUGUUAAAGAGAAUGAACCUGAUGGGUGAAUUCUUCAGAAGCAGCACCCUACCCCCCCCCCCCAACCCCCCCUGCAUAGAUAUUGUACAUAAAUGUUGAGAAUGGCGAAGUACCUCAUUACCUCUAGUCUGUUGAGCUCGAAGUCGAACAUGUUACAGUAAACAAUGUCAGCACCAUAGACCGCUGAGUUUGUCAUACUAGAAAUGUAUCAAUCAGUCAACUAUGCCUCAAUUUCCAAGUAGUAGGGUCAAUCCCAAAUAUGAAUCGACUAUUUCCAUUAUGUUCUAUCCAAGUCAAAUAAUUUGCCUUUUAUGGCAAAUGA